GUCGCUGCGAAGUUGAAAUCCUGAACAAACAAAUAUCCAACAAACAGCUGCUGCUGCAACACACCGGAUAUAUUUUCACUAAAAAAAGAAAAUAAAGCAGCGAGCGACUGGCUGCAGAUUAUUAAAGGAUUAUUUCCCUUUAUUUCCAUCUUCGUCGGCGGUGACAUGAGAGUGAGUGAGGUCCACGCUGCGGACUCUGUCAGCUACCUAAACGGGGCCCUGAUGAAGCUGCAGGAGAUCUGGGAUGAAAUCGGGAUCCCUGAAGAGCAGCGGCUGCGGAGAACCAACGAGGCUCAUAAACAUGUUAAAGGUUUGCUGGAUCUGAUGAUUGCUGAAGAGCAAGAACUAAAGCAGCGAUUACUAAAAAACAUUGAAUCGUGUCAAAAGGAGCUCAGUCUUUUGUGCAGUGAACUGCAGCUUCCACCUUUUAAGGAGGAGGAAGGCUGUACCAUCCUGCAGAUGGAGAAGGAUUGCUGCACUCGAGUAAAGAUUUUGAAAGAGAAAAAGAAACAGCGACUGGAUGAGCUUAAAGUCCUGGUUGCCAAAGACCGGGAGCUGUGUGACAUCAUGUGUACCACCCCCUUCACUAUUGACCAGAACUCGGUCCCAUCAGUGCAGCAGCUUCAGGCCUACAGUAGCUUCCUUGAUGAGCGCACCAAAGAGAAGGAGCGUCGUCACGAUGAAUUCACCAACACCAAAAAGGAGAUCGUUGCUUGCAUGAACGACCUGGAGCAGAAUCCUGAGAUUAGUUUUGAGAUGGAUGUGAUGUGUGGAGAUGAGGAGGCGUUUUGUCUGUCGAAGGACAACAUCACAGCCCUGAAGCUUCUUCUCAGUCAGUUGCAAGAACGCAAGGCACAGAAGGAGCUCCUCUGUUCAGGUUUCCGCUCUAAGAUCCAGGAGUUGUGGGAAAGGCUUCAAGUUCCUCAGGAAGAACGGGAAGCUUUCUCUGAGCACAUGGUCAACUCCAAAAAGAAAAACAUGGAGGCACUCCAAGCAGAACUGGAGCGCCUGGAGCUGCUGAAAAUAAAGAGCAUGAAGAGUGUGAUCGAGGCCAUCAGGGGAGAGAUUGCUGUUUUGUGGAAGAAAUGCUUCUACAGUGACGAACAGCAGCACGCCUUCACUGCAUAUCAUGAUGAUGUUUUUACUGAGGAGCUUCUGAACGUGCAUGAGGCUGAGGUCCGGUACCUGCAGAAGUACUAUGAGGACCACAAGGAGCUCUUUAUGGGGGUGACAAAGUGGCAGGAAAACUGGGACCUGUACUUGGAACUAGAUAGGAAGACCAACGAUCCUUCAAGGUUUGCUAACAGAGGUGGAAACCUACUAAAGGAAGAAAAGCAGAGAAUUCAGCUCCAGAAGAGUUUACCUAAGUUAGAGAAGAUUUUGAAAACCCAGAUCGAUGGCUGGGAGCAGGAGCACGGCAGAGACUUCCUGGUGAACGGACAGAAAUUUCUCACAUUUGUGCAGCAGCAGUGGCAGGAGCACAACGAAGAGAAAGACAGGGAGAAACUGGAAAGGCAACUGAAGAAAACUAAGCAAACCGAAGAGGAAAUGCUGUAUGGAACAAUGACGAGAACGCCAUCGAAGCGGCGGAUUGGAGGCACUCCCACACCUGGAAAGAUCAGAAAGAUCAACGGGCCCUCGACUGUCUCCACUCCAAACAGCUUUCUUAAUGCAGGCCAGACGUUUACACUGAAACCACCUCCAUCUGCCAGCAAGAGUCUUGGCCUGCGAACACCAGGACAUGGAAAGACGCCGCGUGCGCUAGAGAGGAACAAGGAAAACAUCUCCAAUAUCAGAAACACUCCAUGUGGAACACCAAGGUCUCAGGAUACACAAGAUGUCACCUUGAACUCUAUUGCCGGCUCCUAUUCUGAAUUUGCGAAGGACCUCUCAAAUGCUGCUAAAUCAAAUAUGAAGACGGGAUUGCUGAACUCCACCGUCAGCCAUCAGUGAGCGUUCAGAGCAGCAGCAGAGCUCAGGAUAACAGGCAGCUUUGAAAUGUUGACUUGCAAAGAAAAAUGGAAAUGUUUUAAUUGCUGUAAAUACUCCUCUUUUUAUUUUUUAUUUUGUCCCAAUGUCACUGCAGUGGCAUUUUUUUUCCUGCUGUUUAUAUUUUCUGUGACUACUUUGCACAUUCUGUGGCAUUUUGAUAUUUUAACCUGCAAACUUUUUACAUAAUGUGAUUAACUGUAUUGGCUACUGUUUUUAUUCUGGUUCUUUGGUAUUUUAUAUUUUUUUAAGAUCAGGCUGUAAAUAAAAAUGUAUGAACCUAG
Messenger RNA from Cyprinodon tularosa, 2273 nucleotides. Its product is annotated as protein regulator of cytokinesis 1-like. The coding region runs from base 166 to 1953 and encodes 595 amino acids. Gene Ontology annotation, biological process: mitotic spindle midzone assembly; microtubule cytoskeleton organization. Gene Ontology annotation, cellular component: spindle; mitotic spindle midzone; cytoplasm. Lineage: Eukaryota; Metazoa; Chordata; Actinopteri; Cyprinodontiformes; Cyprinodontidae. Gene Ontology annotation, molecular function: microtubule binding. The transcript has 14 exons. The record is from RefSeq and is a predicted model, not a curated record.